Molecule: messenger RNA, 967 nt
Organism: Thrips palmi
Lineage: Eukaryota; Metazoa; Arthropoda; Insecta; Thysanoptera; Thripidae
Exons: 7
Coding region: 112-657 (181 amino acids)
Source: RefSeq, a predicted model, not a curated record
CAUCAAAUUGAGUACUCCAAAGACGCUCUGGCCCGGAAGAAGAAGAACAAUAACGGAACUGGUUCCAGCUUAUGUUCUUCACUUCAGGCCUUGCUAGGUGUGCCUAUUAACAUGGCGGUGAUCCAACGACUGAGCUGGCUCCCUCGCUUGGACCGGGGCUGCUGGUGCUGCCCUCUGGAGACGUUCUGUUUGGUCUUUGGGUACUUUUCUGUGGUGACGAGCCUGGUCGUUAUGGUGGUGAUGUUAGUGGCCAUCUCAAUCGGUACUCCUUACGAUUGGGGCUUCCUGAUCGUCGCUAGAGUGAUUUUGGCCAUGACUUUCGAGGGCUUUAUCUGCUUCGUGCUCUCUGUCAUCUGUAUCAUGGGAGUACAUCAGAGACGCCAGUCCAAUCUGAUGCCCUUCGUCAUCUUCCUGCACUUGCGCGCGGUUGUGGCCAUCCAUCUAGCCAUCUGGGUGGGGACCGAGGUGCCAGUGGUGACGCUUCCGGGGACGCUGCCUCUUGUUGGCUUCAUCAUCUACCCUCUGCUGUGCGUUAACAGUCUCCGUAUCAAGUUUGCCGAGGAGGACUUGGAGCGCGCUUGCAUGUCGGUUCCUAGCGCACCUGGCAAGAACAACAUUGACCAUAACCUGGACAACAACCGCGCCCACUGCGUCUGAUCGUGAAAGAAGCUGUUGUUUGUCUACUGCGCAGUCCCAUCGUCAAGAACUUUUCCUUCGGCUAGCACUUGUUUAGAUGGAGCGAGAAAAUUUCCAUUUGUUAUGAAGCUUCUCAGAUAUUACUUUAAUUUCCUGUGCACACGGAUGCUUUACAUUUCUUUGUCGAGAUUCGUGUCUCAUUCUCAGCAGUAGCUUUUUAAAACAAUUGUGUGCACCUACAGAAGCCAUCAACAAGAUAUCAUUGUGCUUCUUUUGUUGUGGGUAGUCUCCAACUGUAGUUUGAUAUUAAACAUGUUCUUAUGCAUCCUUC